CAGAUCUUCAGAGGUGACUCGAAGCUUCAGUUUUCAAGUUGAGUACAUUUUCCAUCCCUGGAUUUGCUUGUUUUGUUCAGUUUAACUUUGAAUAUUUGAGGUUGUCUUUACGACGUAACAGCUAAACCCACGGCUUCCUUUCUCGUAAAACCAAAACAAAAAGGCUCUCUAUUCAGGUGCUGUGUGUGUGUGUGUGUGUGUGUGUGUGUGUGUGUGUGUGUGUGUGUGUUACACAUAUGUAGCACGUACCUGGGAUCAAAGCUGUCUAUAUAAAGUCCUUGAAUCUGUGUGGGUUCAAAUACAUUUCAAAGCUUCAGGACCCUGAAAGGUUUCACUCUGCUUCCUCAAGACUUGAGCACAGUUCCCAUAAAGCUAUGGCCUGUCUUGGAGCCCAGAGGCAAAAGGCUCAACUUCAGCAGGCUCCUAGGACGUGGCUCUCGGUAGCCCUGCUUGCUCUUUCCCUCAUCCCGACCUUCUCCAAAGCCAUACAGGUGACCCAACCUUCAGUGGUGUUGGCCAACGGCCAUGGUGUCGCCAGCUUUCCGUGCGAAUAUUCAUCUUCACACAACACGGAUGAGGUCCGAGUGACAGUGCUGCGGCAGACAAAUGUCCAGAUGACUGAGGUCUGUGCCACGACAUUCACGAUGACGAAUAAGUUGGGCUUCCUGGAUGAUCCCUUCUGCCAUGGUACCUUCAACGAAAGCAGAGUGAACCUCACCAUCCAAGGACUGCGAGCUGCUGACACUGGACUGUACUUCUGCAAGGUGGAACUCAUGUACCCACCGCCUUACUUUGUGGGCAUGGGCAACGGGACCCAGAUUUAUGUCAUUGAUCCAGAAUCGUGCCCAGAUUCUGACUUCCUCCUCUGGAUCCUUGCUGUGGUUAGUUCGGGGUUGUUUUUCUACAGUUUCCUGAUCACUGCUGUUUCUCUGAGCAAAAUGCUAAAGAAAAGGAGUCCUCUUACAACAGGGGUCUAUGUGAAAAUGCCCCCAACAGAGCCGGAAUGUGAAAAGCAAUUUCAGCCUUAUUUUAUUCCCAUCAACUGAAAGACCAUUCACGAAGGAAAAAAAGCAUCCUUCAGCCUCUAAAAGCUGAGAGAAUUUCAACUUUCUUUGCUCUCCAGCUAUUUUUACUUGUUUGUAUAUUUUAGAGAGAGUGUGCCUCUCUUUCAUAUGAAGCUGGAUGCAAAAUUCUAAUUAAGCCUACUACAAUUUAAAGCCAAGAACCAUGAACAGAGAGCCGGGGUACUUGUCAUAU
This is a messenger RNA of Acomys russatus (golden spiny mouse), 1257 nucleotides long. RefSeq names its product cytotoxic T-lymphocyte associated protein 4 (gene Ctla4). Gene Ontology annotation, biological process: negative regulation of regulatory T cell differentiation; immune response; regulation of T cell proliferation. The transcript is spliced from 4 exons. Bases 375 to 1046 code for a protein of 223 amino acids. Gene Ontology annotation, cellular component: external side of plasma membrane; membrane. Lineage: Eukaryota; Metazoa; Chordata; Mammalia; Rodentia; Muridae. The record is from RefSeq and is a predicted model, not a curated record.